Messenger RNA from Phytophthora nicotianae INRA-310, 516 nucleotides. RefSeq lists its product as hypothetical. The transcript is spliced from 2 exons. NCBI's taxonomy places the organism in Eukaryota, Oomycota, Peronosporomycetes, Peronosporales, Peronosporaceae. The coding region runs from base 1 to 516 and encodes 171 amino acids. The record is from RefSeq and is a predicted model, not a curated record.
AUGUGGUGGCAGAAUGACGAGUACAUGGAAGGUUUCAUCGCCUCGCACGAAGGUCAUUGUGAGUCGUAUCCGACCAAGAUUCCGGUGGUCCACUCGUCUCGCAAGAGCGACUGCUACUGGCUGGCGCUUCAUGAGCCAAACUGGCAGAUCUACAAGCAGUGCGUGCCGAUUACGGACAAUGGGUCUGGUGCGUCAACCACAACACAAUCUCCUGGUGUGCGUGACAACGGAGGUACAACAACUACACAGGCGUCUGCUUCUACCGAUGAUGGAGAUUCUGAUGAGACGCAAUCUGAAGCGUCUGUAGAAGGCGAAGCUUCAAACUCUGAACAGACCGAGUCCACGGAGGCGCCAUCCGCUACCUCAAACACUCCGGCUCCGGACACCGCCACCCCUGAACCUCAGGCUUCAACCGACGCACCGGAAACCACGCCCUCUGUCCCUGAAGCUACUCCAGCGACACCGACAGAAGCUGCCACCCCGUCAGGCAAGUGUGGCCUACGUCGCCGUAGUUAG